Molecule: messenger RNA, 1410 nt
Organism: Zingiber officinale
Lineage: Eukaryota; Viridiplantae; Streptophyta; Magnoliopsida; Zingiberales; Zingiberaceae
Product: receptor-like serine/threonine-protein kinase At1g78530
Exons: 5
Coding region: 249-1310 (353 amino acids)
Biological process (GO): protein phosphorylation
Molecular function (GO): protein kinase activity; ATP binding
Source: RefSeq, a predicted model, not a curated record
GAGUAUAUUCCAAAUUGUUCCGCACCGAUCACGGAUCACACCUCUCGAGAUCACCACGUAAACAGUGGCAAGAAAUUAGUUCAGCCUUCACAUGAUUCAACAGGCUUGUCAAUGCACUUUUGUACCUCCACCAAUUGCUUGGUAGCAACUGCCAUAGUGCCAUGCAUCUCCAAAAUAAUUCCCCCUUCUCCUUGUUCUUAUCGCACCAUCGUCAGGUUCCAGCCUAUUGCUAGCUUCGUCCUCGGGCCAUGGCUUCCUCUCCUAUCAUUGCACUCUACAUUACCAUCUGCUGUCUCGCAUUCGUGAUGUCGAAGAUCACCAUCUCUUUUCUCCUCUACAAACGAUGGGCGCGCAAGCGUACCAUCAUCGACGACACUCUCUCGAGCGGAAGAAUGGUGAUCUUCAGGUCCCCUGCGACACAGUCUCUGAGCUCAAAAGCUUUCAUGAAGAAGACGAUGAAGCUGUCGAACAAGGACAUCAUAGGUUCCGGUGGCUUCGGUACCGUCUACCGUCUGACCGUCGACGAGAACACUGCCUUCGCGGUGAAGAGGCUGAACAAGGGGAGUAAAGACAUUGACAGCGGAUUCGAAAGGGAGCUGGACGCCAUGGGAGACAUCAAGCACAGGAACAUCGUCUGUCUCCACGGAUACUACAUUGCGCCGCAGUUUAAUCUACUCAUAUACGAGCUGAUGCCCAACGGAAACUUGGACUCUUUUCUCCACGGCAAAUUGAGCAAACAGAGUCCUCUUGACUGGGCCACGAGGCACAGAAUUGCUGUCGGCGCUGCAAGAGGACUAUCGUACCUGCACCACGAUUGCCUGCCUCACAUAAUUCACAGAGACAUCAAGUCGAGCAACAUACUGCUCGACCAAAACAUGGAGGCCAGGGUUUCGGACUUCGGACUGGCGACGCUGAUGCAUGCGGAUCAGACUCACGUGUCCACGGUCGUUGCUGGGACGUUUGGGUAUCUCGCUCCUGAAUAUUUCGAUACAGGAAGAGCAUCGACGAAAGGGGAUGUUUAUAGCUUUGGCGUGGUGUUGCUUGAGCUGCUCACAGGGAAAAGACCCUCAGAUGAAUCAUUCGUAGAGGAAGGCACAAAGUUGGUGACCUGGGUUAGAGAUGUUGUGCAAGACCAAAAAGAAGAGCACGCGGUGGACAGUAGCCUUGGGAGCAACUUCUCCGUUGAGGAAGCCAAGGCAGUCUUUCACAUUGCAAAUCAAUGCCUAGAAGCAGACCCUUCAAAGAGGCCCACCAUGAUCAAAGUUCUUAAAAUGCUUGAGAAAUCACGUUCCAAAUCACUCAACAAUUAGCUGUAUUUUGAGACUAUGGAAAACAUUAUGCAUUUGUACUUUUUUUUUUAAUCUUGAUUAAUAUAUGUGAUGAUAUCUUUUAGUUAAAUAUGCAGAAGUA